AAAUUUUCAUUUGUAAAACAUUUUUUUUGGAAAUAGUUUCUAAAUUUUAGUAGUUUUUGGCUCGAUUUCAUUAUUGCUCCAGGGUAAGAUGGCUGAUCAGUUAACUGUGGAGGAGAUUGAGGAAAUAAGAGAAGGUUUUAAUCUCUUUGAUAAAAAUGAAGACGGUAAUAUUCCAAUUACAAAUCUUGGUCUUGUUAUGCGUUCUCUUGGUCGGAAUCCAACAGAAAGCGAACUACGUGACAUGAUUACUGAAAUUGAUAUAGACAAAAGAGGAGUUGUGGAAUUUGACGAUUUUCUUAUAAUGAUGGAACGGUAUAUGCAUAAUGUCAGCACUGAAAAUGAAAUUCGUGAAGCGUUUCGUGUGUUUGAUCCCGAUGGAAACGGUUUCCUUACUGUAGCUGAUUUAAAAGAUAUAAUGACUACAAUGGGUGAACAGUUAAGCGAAGAAGAGGUAGAAGAAAUGAUAAAAGACGCUGACGUUAAUAAUGAAGGGCAUAUCAACUACAAUGAUUACGUUACAAAAAUGUUUCAAUAUCAAUAAUGACUCAGUCGUGAAAAGUAAAAAAGAAAAAUUUCAAGAACUUACAAAGUAUAUGAAAUGGACUGAUAUAACUUUUGAUAGACAAAUAAUGCACUGUAAGGAGUUCGUUUUAAUAAUGUGUCAAUAUCUGUAAUGACAACUAAGAAUGGGAAGUUAAUCUAAUUAAUAGUAAUAAAUUGCUGUUUGACAGUAAUUUGACUGGAAGAAGGCAAAUUAACAACGAUGCCUCAGUUUUCAACUCAUUAUUUUGAGAGUUUUGAGUUUUGAGUAAUAAACUUCCGAAUAAAUUUCCUAGUUGUUCGAAAAAAUGCCUAAAAACCCUGGAAGAGAAGAAUUUAAUAUAUUUGUUUCAACCGUGAGCCAAAUUGACAGAAUAAAAUUUGGUCGUUCAGUAUCACAUGUUA
This is a messenger RNA of Teleopsis dalmanni, 945 nucleotides long. Its product is annotated as calmodulin-alpha-like. The transcript has 2 exons. Lineage: Eukaryota; Metazoa; Arthropoda; Insecta; Diptera; Diopsidae. The record is from RefSeq and is a predicted model, not a curated record. Bases 89 to 541 code for a protein of 150 amino acids. Gene Ontology annotation, cellular component: myosin II complex. Gene Ontology annotation, molecular function: calcium ion binding.